Molecule: messenger RNA, 1215 nt
Organism: Cotesia congregata
Lineage: Eukaryota; Metazoa; Arthropoda; Insecta; Hymenoptera; Braconidae
Source: the annotation of a GenBank genome assembly
AUGGAUGGAGUGAUUGACAAAGUAUUGGCGCAAUCUAAUGAAAGUCUUGCGGAAAAUGAAAAUUCAACAUCAACAAGAAUACCUUCAACACCAGAAGGAAUGGCUUUAGCAUACUGUAGUCUCAUAAUAAUGGCAAUAUUGCCGAUUUUUUUCGGUAGUUACCGAUCUGUAAAGCACCAUAAGGAACAAAAGAAAGCAUUUGAAGCUGGAGGUGAAAAACCAGAAACUAUGUCACAAAAAGAUGCUGCAAUGUUCCCUUUAAUUUCCAGUGUUGCGCUGUUUGGAUUGUACAUUUUUUUCCAGAUAUUUUCCAAAGAGUAUAUCAAUCUGUUAUUGACAGGAUAUUUCUUUUUUCUUGGAAUACUGGCACUUUGCCAUUUAACGAGCCCCAUCAUCUCGUCCUUAGUACCAGCUGCAAUACCAAAAACACAAUAUCAUAUCCAUUUUACUGAAGGUGAAGGAGAUAAGGUUGAGAGUAUUAUUGACUAUAAAUUUAAUCUUCAUGAUAUUGUGUGUUUAAUCUGUUGUUCUAUGAUUGGAGCUUGGUACCUCUUUCAAAAACAUUGGAUUGCUAACAAUCUCUUCGGUAUAGCGUUUGCUAUCAAUGCAGUAGAAUUAUUACAUCUCAAUAAUAUUGUCACUGGAUGUAUUUUAUUAGGUGGUCUUUUUGUAUAUGACAUUUUUUGGGUAUUUGGAACAAAUGUAAUGGUAACUGUGGCGAAAUCCUUUGAAGCUCCUAUCAAACUAGUAUUUCCUCAAGACAUGUUAGAACAAGGGUUUAGCGCUAAAAACUUUGCCAUGUUGGGCCUAGGUGAUAUUGUCGUUCCUGGUAUUUUUAUAGCGCUACUACUCAGAUUUGACCAUAGCUUGAGUCGAAGAUCCAACACUUACUUUUAUUCAACAUUCUUUGCUUAUUUUAUGGGAUUACUUACAACAAUGCUAAUCAUGCAUUUAUUUAAUCAUGCACAACCAGCGCUUCUGUACUUGGUACCUGCCUGCUUAGGAACUCCUUUACUGGUCGCAUUAAUCAAAGGAGACAUCAAAACACUUUUUCUAUAUGAAGAUCAUCCAUCUAAUCCUACAAAUGAUGAAAAAAUUGUCACCCCGUUAAUUGAAAACUCCACUCAGUUAGACAAAUCUAAGAGAAAAGGAAAAGUUAUCGCAAAAACCGCUGAAGAUAACGAUAGCCAAGUUUGUAUGAAGAAAGAUCAAUAA